GGCGGUAGCGGAGGUGGCGGUGGCGCGGGAGGUUCGGAGCACCCGGGGCACGGAGUGUAUCAAGGGAGUGGUGUCUCCACUGCUAGGGUUAGGUUAGAGCGCCAUGGAGGACUACGAAGAGGAGCUGCACGGCGUGGAGGACGACUUCCACAGCCAGUUCGCGGCGGAGCUCGAGGUGCUGGCCGAGCUGGAAGGGAUGCCAUUCUUGCCGCCCUCGGGGGUCCCACCUCCUGUUGCAGCCGGGCCCAGGCCAACGUUUGAGGAGGCCAUCGCUGGAGGGGACGCCGCCACUUGUCCCUGGCCCCCUGCCUCUCGGGGCAGCAGCAGAUGCGGUGCCAGAAAGCGGCCAGAGGAGGCUACCUCCCCCAACAAGGAGCCCCUGCCCCACACUCCCAAAGUCAAGCGGCCCAAGCUGGAGGCUGUCAAGAGACUGAACUUUGGGCCAGAAAUGGAAGAUCUGCAGUUUCCUGAGUCCCCACCAAGGGACAUAACCCCCCCACUGAGUCCUGAGGUCCCCAAGGAGCUGUGGGGUUCUGGACCUCUGGAUGUUGCUGCAGAUGCAGGUCUCACACAGGCCUUACAUGGCACUCAGAAUCCUGUCUUGAGGCGGCCCCCUGUCUUAGAGGAUUACAUCAACGUGACCUCCACAGGUGGUGACCGGGCCUUUCUGGUGCUUCAUCCUGACUCCACAGGCACUGGAGUACAGAGCCCUCUCUUGGAUGUCCGAUGGCGACGCCCUGGCCGGCUAGACCUACUGGGUAUCUCCUUUGCUUCCCUGAAGGACCAGGUUGACAGUGAGCGACGGCAGCGGUUGGUACAGGAGGCCCAGCAGCUCUCAGACAUUCUGCAUAGCCUCAGGUCUGAAGAGGAAGAAGCCCAGGGCAUGAGGGACCCCAUGGAGGAGCCUGCUGAUGGCCAAGACACAUCCCAGCACUGCCUCUGGGUGGAUGAAUUUGCACCCCAACGCUACACAGAACUGCUCAGUGAUGAUUUCACCAACCGCUGCUUGCUCAAGUGGCUGAAGCUGUGGGACCUGGUGGUGUUUGGCCACGAGAGGCCUUCCCGGAAGCCCAGGCCCAAUGUAGAGCCAGCCCGGAUUGGCAAGGAGGCCACGGCCUCAGGGAAGUGGAAAAGCCAGGAGCAAGUGGUGGAAGAGAUGCUCGAGGCCGAGCUGGAUCCAAACGGGCGGCCCCGGCAGAAGGUGGCCCUGCUCUGUGGCCCCCCCGGGCUGGGAAAGACAACAUUGGCACACGUGAUUGCACGACACGCUGGGUACUGUGUGGUGGAGAUGAAUGCCAGUGAUGACCGUAGCCCCGAGGCUUUCCGCACACGCAUUGAGGCAGCCACGCAGAUGGAGUCAGUACUGGGUACCAGCGGGAAGCCCAACUGCUUGGUCAUUGAUGAGAUUGAUGGGGCCCCUACGGCUGCCAUCAAUGUCCUCCUGAGCAUCCUGAACCGCAAGGGUCCACAGGAGGCAGAGCCAGGUGGUCCAGCUGUGCCCUUAGGAGGGGGCAGACGGCGCCGGACAGAGGGUACCCUCCUGACCAGGCCCAUCAUAUGCAUCUGCAAUGACCAGUUUACACCUUCUCUGCGACAGCUAAAGCAGCAGGCUUUCCUGCUCCAUUUCCCACCGACUCUGCCCUCAAGGCUGGUGCAGCGGCUCCAGGAGAUCUCCCUGCAGCAGGGGAUGCAGUCUGACCCAGGUGCACUGGCAGCCCUUUGCGAGAAGGCAGACAAUGACAUUCGUGCCUGCAUUAACACCCUGCAGUUCCUGCAUAGGCGUGGCCAGUGGGAACUGAGUGUUCGAGAUGUGCAGGCCACCCAUGUUGGCUUCAAGGACCAGCGUAAAGGACUUUUCUUCGUGUGGCAGGAGGUCUUCCAGCUGCCCCGGGCUCAGAGGCGACUUGGAGGCCAGGACCCCAACCUGCUAGCCCACACACUGCUGCCUGGUAACAGGGAGAUGGGCUCCUUGACCCUGGCCUCCCAGAGCUUCUACCACAUCCUGCGAGUCACCACCUCUGCGGGCGAGCAUGAGAAAGUGGUCCAGGGCCUUUUUGACAACUUCUUGCGCCUACGGCUGCGGGACUCCAGCCUGGGAUCUGUGUGCAUGGCCCUCGACUGGCUGGCCUUUGAUGACCUGUUGGAGCAGGCUGCUCACCACGGCCAGAGCUUCCAGCUCCUGCACUACCUGUCCUUCCUGCCUGCAGCCUUCCAUGUGCUCUUUGCCUCCAGCCAUGUGCCUCGGAUUGCCUUCCCCAGCACCCAGCAAGAGGCCCAGAACAGGAUGAGCCAGAUAAGAAACCUGAUCCAAACACUCGUGUCAGGCAUUGCACCAGCCACCCGCAGCUGGGCCACACCCCAGGCCCUCAUCCUGGACACCCUCUGCCUGGUCCUGGACAUCCUUACACCUAAGCUGCGUCCCGUGAGCACACAGCUGUACAGUACCCGAGAGAAGCAGCAGCUGUCCAGCCUUGUGGGCACCAUGCUUGCCUACAGCCUUACCUAUCGCCAGGAGCGCACACCUGAUGGACAGUACCUCUACAGGCUGGAGCCGAAUGUGGAGGAGGUCUGCCACUUCCCUGAGCUGCCUGCCCGAAAGCCCCUCACCUACCAGGCCAAGCAGCUCAUCGCUCGGGAGAUUGAGGUGGAAAAGAUGCGUCGGGCAGAGGCUUUGGCCCAUGCUAGGGUUGGCCCUCAGGUGGACCAGGGUGCCCCAGGGCCUGAAGGUCUCUUUUCGGGUAGUAGAGAUAAAGAGGUGAGGCAACCUGCUCUGCGCAACCAUGAGCAGCGGCUGGAACAUAUCAUGAAGAAAGCAGCCCUGGAGGAGCAGCCUGAGAGGGACUUCUUCGGACGUGUGGUUGUCAGGAGAGCAGCAGCUCCAAGUACAGAGACCGAGGCCCCAGAGAAGGAUGCGGUAGAGUGGCACAUGGGCACAGCAGUGGGCAGGAGCGAGGUCUGGUUCCGCUUCAACGAGGGCGUCUCCAAUGCUGUGCGGCGGGGCGUGUACAUCAGGGACCUAUUGUAGCACGAGACGCACAGGGAAUGCACCAGGAGGACACUGACUGGAGAAGUCUUUAUAAAGUCACACCUUACA
Heterocephalus glaber (naked mole-rat) is the source of this 3094-nucleotide messenger RNA. RefSeq names its product chromosome transmission fidelity factor 18 (gene Chtf18). Lineage: Eukaryota; Metazoa; Chordata; Mammalia; Rodentia; Bathyergidae. Gene Ontology annotation, molecular function: ATP binding; ATP hydrolysis activity. The record is from RefSeq and is a predicted model, not a curated record.